Messenger RNA from Eleginops maclovinus (Patagonian blennie), 1699 nucleotides. It is a transcript of the gene prelp, whose product is annotated as proline/arginine-rich end leucine-rich repeat protein. The coding region runs from base 89 to 1225 and encodes 378 amino acids. The transcript has 7 exons. Lineage: Eukaryota; Metazoa; Chordata; Actinopteri; Perciformes; Eleginopidae. The record is from RefSeq and is a predicted model, not a curated record. Gene Ontology annotation, molecular function: protein binding.
GAAACAGAGGAAGAGGGAGAGAGAAGCAGAGAAGAAAAGGCACAAAACUUGUGAUUUGACAAAGAGGGCAGGUACCAGAGGCAGGACGAUGAAGGCCGGCGUGGGACUCUUCUCUGCAUUGGCUCUGUUCCUCCUGAUGGGGGCAGUGUUAACCCAGAAACCUCGGCCAAAGAAGCCCACCAGGCGCCCAACCACCAGGAGGCCUUCUGUCCCCCAGCCUGCUGAACCAGCGCAGCCAGAGCCCAUGGAGCCUACUGAUUUCCCCCCUGUCAUCCUGGGCCCACCCUCCAUGUACACCGACUGCCCCAGAGAAUGCUCAUGCACCCCGAGCUAUCCUAAUGCUCUCAACUGUGAGAACCGCAACAUCCGCACGAUCCCUGUCAUCCCAUCUAGAACCCACUAUCUGUACCUGCAGAACAACUACAUCUCAGAAGUGACAGCAGAAUCGUUCAUCAACGCCUCGGAUAUCCGCUGGAUCAACCUGGCGAAUAACCGCAUUCAUCGAAUAGACAAAAAUGUGUUUCAGAAGGUCCCAGCACUGCUCUACCUCUAUGCACAGCGUAACAACCUGAAAGAGGUCCCUGCUGGUCUCCCUGCAAGCCUCGAACAACUCCGGCUCGGUAGGAAUCGUAUUUCUAAGAUCCCUGCAGGCUCUUUCAGCCGCAUGGGAAACCUGACUCUGCUUGACCUGUACCACAACCAGCUGAGUGACAGUGAUAUGGGAAAGACUACAUUUAAGGACCUGAAGAGCCUCAUGCAGCUUAAUCUGGCUAACAACAUCCUGAAAAAGAUGCCAGCUGGCAUACCUAAUGGCCUCAUACAGCUUUUCCUGGACAGGAACCGCAUAGAUGAUGUGCCAAAGGAUUACUUUGAUGGCUUCACCCACCUGGCAUUUGUGAGGCUGAACUACAACCAGCUGAGUGAUAAAGGACUUCCCAAGACUGUGUUCAACAUAACCACCCUGCUGGACCUGCAACUGUCCCACAACCAGCUCGCUUCUGUUCCUCUCUUCAACGGGCACCUGGAGCAUCUGCACCUCGACCACAACAGCAUCGAGAGCAUCAAUGGCACACAGAUCUGUCCAUACAGUCUGGAGGCCGACCCAAACGAUCACAGCCUGGUGCCACGACUAAGGUACCUGCGAUUGGAUGGAAAUCACCUGAGCCCCCCCAUCCCUCUGGAUGUCAUCAUGUGCUUCAGACACCUCCACUCUAUUGUCAUUUAGGAUAACGGUGCCUUAAGGCUUCCCAUGAGUCACUGUGGGAAAAAUGACGUAAAGGCAAAGCAUGUGCAGAGGAAACCAGGUAUAACCAACUGCGUUAAUGAAAGUGGAAGAAAUAAAUGAAAAACUGUAAAGCUUUGAUAGACACAUUUUUUGUUUAUAGAAAUACAACGUAGAAUGAGUAAAGCCUGAAAACGCAGGUACAUUGACAGACAUGCUACACAAAUAGUUAUGUUCACUAGCAGGCCAAAAUAAAGCAUCAAGGACAACACGCAGAACUGCAGUGAAUGACAGAAGAAACAAAGAUUUAAACAUAACUACCAUGUAGUUGAAACUGUCUCAAAUGUGCCUGUGAUUUUCAAGGUACUCCAUGUAAAAAUGUCUUUUUAUUCCUUUUUUUAAUUAGUCUCCUGUAUAUUAUUCUUCUGUAUAAAUAAGCUUUGUACAAAUAAUGGAAAAUAAAAGUUUUUUCUUUUA